Herpailurus yagouaroundi (jaguarundi) is the source of this 3838-nucleotide messenger RNA. Its product is annotated as cadherin-11. The record is from RefSeq and is a predicted model, not a curated record. The transcript is spliced from 14 exons. Gene Ontology annotation, biological process: cell migration; calcium-dependent cell-cell adhesion; cell morphogenesis. Gene Ontology annotation, cellular component: catenin complex; plasma membrane; adherens junction. NCBI's taxonomy places the organism in Eukaryota, Metazoa, Chordata, Mammalia, Carnivora, Felidae. The coding region runs from base 573 to 2963 and encodes 796 amino acids. Gene Ontology annotation, molecular function: beta-catenin binding; calcium ion binding; cadherin binding.
GCGCGCUCGGCGGCUCAUUCCGCGGCCGCCGCCAGCCGAGGGGAGCGUCGCGAGCAGAUGCCGCGGGGGCCGCUCGCAGCCGCCGCCGACUUGUGAAUGGGACUCGGACUGGGGCCGGGGUUGACACCGCUGCGCUCGCCUUGCGCCAGGGACCGACGGCCCCGAGCUCGCGCCCACCCUCCAGGGCCCCAGUUUCCUCAUCUGUACUUUUGGCAUGACACGAACAUAUACAGAGCCAAGUGAACACUUCAUAAAUGUCAGCGACAACCCUGUGAAAUCACUGUAUUUUCGGCUCAGUGGACCCGUGACACUUAUUCCUGUUGUCAUUUGUUGAGUGACCAAUCAGAUGGGUGGAGUGUGUUAUAGAAAUUGGCAGCAAGUAUCCAAUGGGUGAAGAAGAAGCUGACUGGGGAAGUGGGCAGCCCUGACCGUGAUGUGCUCAGCCAGCAGAGACAUUCCAUUCCGAGAGAGGUCUGCCUGACACGUCUGGGAGGCCACCAUCCGCCAGGCCGCCACAGGGUUGGUGAAAGGGGUGACAGCCGCAUUCUCCUGUGCCUACCACAUAACCAAAAAUGAAGGAGCACUACUGUUUACAAGCCGCCCUGGUGUGCCUGGGCGUGCUGUGCCACAGCCAGGCCUUCACCACCGAGCGACGGAGCCACUUGCGACCCUCGUUCCACGGGCACCACGAGAAGGGCAAGGAGGGGCAGGUGCUGCAGCGCUCCAAGAGAGGCUGGGUCUGGAACCAGUUCUUCGUGAUCGAGGAGUACACCGGGCCUGACCCCGUGCUCGUGGGCAGGCUUCAUUCCGAUAUUGACUCUGGUGAUGGGAACAUUAAAUACAUUCUCUCAGGUGAAGGAGCCGGAACCAUUUUUGUGAUUGAUGACAAAUCAGGGAACAUUCAUGCCACCAAGACAUUGGACCGGGAAGAGAGAGCCCAGUACACGCUCAUGGCACAGGCGGUGGACAGGGACACCAACCGGCCGCUGGAGCCACCGUCGGAGUUCAUCGUCAAGGUCCAGGACAUUAAUGACAACCCGCCCGAGUUCCUGCAUGAGACCUAUCAUGCCAACGUGCCUGAGAGGUCCAACGUGGGGACAUCGGUAAUCCAGGUGACAGCUUCAGAUGCAGAUGAUCCCACCUAUGGAAACAGCGCGAAGUUAGUAUACAGCAUCCUAGAAGGACAACCCUACUUUUCAGUAGAAGCACAGACAGGUAUCAUCAGAACAGCCCUCCCCAACAUGGACAGGGAAGCGAAGGAGGAGUACCACGUGGUGAUCCAGGCCAAGGACAUGGGUGGACACAUGGGUGGACUCUCAGGGACAACCAAAGUGACGAUCACACUGACUGAUGUCAAUGACAACCCACCAAAGUUUCCACAGAGCGUAUACCAGAUGUCUGUGUCAGAAGCAGCUGUCCCCGGGGAGGAAGUAGGAAGAGUAAAGGCAAAAGACCCAGACAUUGGAGAAAAUGGUUUAGUCACCUACAAUAUUGUUGAUGGAGACGGUAUGGAAUUGUUUGAAAUCACCACGGACUAUGAGACACAGGAGGGUGUGGUCAAACUGAAAAAGCCUGUAGAUUUUGAAACCAAAAGAGCAUACAGCUUGAAGGUAGAGGCAGCCAAUGUGCACAUCGACCCAAAGUUCAUCAGCAACGGGCCUUUCAAGGACACUGUGACGGUCAAGAUUGCAGUGGAAGAUGCUGAUGAGCCCCCCAUGUUCUUGGCCCCAAGUUAUAUCCAUGAAGUCCAAGAAAAUGCAGCGGCUGGCACUGUGGUUGGGAGAGUGCACGCCAAAGACCCCGAUGCUGCCAACAGCCCGAUAAGGUAUUCCAUCGAUCGUCAUACUGACCUCGACAGGUUUUUCACUAUUAAUCCAGAGGAUGGUUUUAUUAAAACCACAAAACCUUUGGACAGAGAGGAAACUGCCUGGCUCAACAUAUCUGUUUUUGCAGCAGAAAUCCACAACCGGCAUCAGGAAGCCAAAGUGCCAGUGGCCAUUAGGGUCCUUGAUGUCAACGAUAAUGCCCCCAAGUUUGCCGCCCCUUAUGAAGGCUUCAUCUGUGAGAGUGAUCAGACCAAGCCACUUUCUAACCAGCCAAUUGUUACAAUUAGUGCAGAUGACAAGGAUGACACAGCCAAUGGACCAAGAUUUAUCUUCAGUCUACCCCCUGAAAUCAUUCACAAUCCAAAUUUCACAGUCAGAGACAACAGAGAUAACACUGCAGGGGUGUAUGCCCGGCGUGGAGGCUUCAGUCGGCAGAAGCAGGAUCUGUACCUCCUGCCCAUCGUGAUCAGCGAUGGCGGAGUCCCUCCCAUGAGUAGCACCAACACCCUCACCAUCAAGGUCUGUGGGUGUGAUGUGCACGGUGUACUGCUGUCCUGCAAUGCUGAGGCCUACAUCCUGAAUGCCGGCCUGAGCACGGGGGCGCUCAUCGCCAUCCUCGCCUGCAUCGUCAUUCUGCUGGUCAUUGUAGUGUUGUUUGUGACCCUGAGACGGCAAAAGAAAGAACCACUCAUAGUCUUUGAGGAAGAAGAUGUCCGUGAGAACAUCAUUACCUAUGACGAUGAAGGGGGCGGGGAAGAAGACACAGAAGCCUUUGAUAUUGCCACCCUCCAGAAUCCUGAUGGGAUCAAUGGAUUUAUCCCUCGCAAAGACAUAAAACCCGAGUAUCAGUACAUGCCUAGGCCUGGACUCCGGCCAGCACCCAACAGUGUGGACGUCGAUGACUUCAUCAACACGAGAAUACAGGAGGCAGAUAAUGACCCAACUGCCCCUCCUUAUGAUUCCAUCCAAAUCUAUGGUUACGAAGGCAGGGGCUCAGUGGCCGGGUCCCUGAGCUCCUUAGAGUCUGCCACCACAGAUUCAGACUUGGACUAUGACUACCUACAGAACUGGGGACCUCGUUUUAAGAAACUAGCAGACUUGUAUGGUUCCAAAGACACUUUUGACGACGACUCUUAACAAUAAUGGUACAAAUUUGGCCUUAAGAACUGUGUCUGGCAUUCUGAAGAAUCUAGAAGAUAUGUAAACAGGUAUUUUUUUAAAUCAAGGAAAGGCUCAUUUAAAACAAGCAAAGUUUUACAGAGAGGAUACAUUUAAUAAAACUGCAAGGACAUCAAAGUGGUAAAUACUGUGAAGUACCUUUUCUCGCAAAAAGGCAAAUAUUGAAGUUGUUUAUCAACUUCGCUGGAGAAAAAAACCACUUGGCGUACAAAAUAUUUAAGUGAAGGAGAAGUCUCAUGGUGAACUUACAAUGAAGGGAAAUCAUUUAUGUGUUAUGAACAUCUAAGUCUUUUCUUCUUCUUCUUCUUCUUCUUCUUCUUCUCCUUCUUCUUCUUCUUCUUCUUCCUUUUUUUUUUAUUUGUCAAAGAAGCUUCCAGAAAAUUAGAAAGGACAACAGUUCUGAGCUGUAAUUCCGCCUUAAACUAUGGACACUCUAUAUGUAGUGCAUUUUUAAACUUGAAAUAUAUAAUAUUCAGCCAGCUUAAACCCAUACAAUGUAUGUACAAUACAAUGUACAAUUAUGUCUCUUGAGCAUCAAUCUUGUUACUGCUGAUUCUUGUAAAUCUUUUUCCUUCUACUUUCAUCUUAAACUAAUACGUGCCAGAUAUAACUGUCUUGUUUCAGUGAGAGGCGCCCUAUUUCUAUGUCAUUUUUAAUGUAUCUAUUUGUACAAUUUUAAAGUUCUUAUUUUAGUAUACAUACAAAUAUCAGUAUUCUGACAUGUAAGAAAUGUUACGGCAUCACACUUAUAUUUUAUGAACAUUGUACUGUUGCUUUAAUAUGAGCUUCAAUAUAAGAAGCAACUUUGAAAUAAAAAACAGAUUCUUUUUUAA